AUGUUGAAGAAACCCUCAAAGUAUCAGACCACAAUUGUCCUAGAGAACAAAAGCUUGGCCGAAAUUAAAAGGCUUGAAGAAGAUGCAAAACAAGAGAGGAACUGGAAGAGAUGGGGGCCUUAUUUAUCAGAGAGGCAGUGGGCAACUGUAAGAGAAGACUAUUCUUUUAAUGGAGAUUGGUAAGGACACUGUUUAAUAUCAUAUCUAGUUUGAUGAUCCUACCUGAUUCGUGAGCGACUUCGUGUUGCACCUGUGUUAGUUCUUAUGGAUGAACACGGAACUGCGCAAGAUCGCUACCACGUAACUGUUCAUUUCUCAUCUUAAAGAUCUUAAGAUCGUAUUUUUGCACCCUAAAAUACUCCAAACUACUCGAGCCGUAGUUCGUAGUCCGUAGUCACCCACUUUACCGAAGAGCAAGCGUUCCAGUACCCAUUGAUUGAACCGACCUUGACACACGUUAUCCCUAAAAGAAAAAACGUUCAUUCGUGUAAAGUAUAAUCUGCUUAACAGCUAAUGCUCAGGAAUAUAUCCUUUUUAGCUGGGAGCAUUGCAUUGUAGUAGGUGUCCACAGUUAGUUUUCACUGGGUGUAAGCUGGGCGUUUGACACUAUUUAAAGGGACAGGUUCACGGUUCAGCGCAUGCUCAUUUAUCAAAAUUCUGUUUUUCUGCUGGGCCUGCUGUAUCGUCUAUGCAAGCAAUAUGAUCAUGUCAUAAUGUAACGUGCGAUCAGGCUCAAUUUUCGUUUCCCUUUGUAAUAACAUUCCGGCGGGCAGGGGGAAACGAAAACAGACUCCCCUGGCAGUCACUUGCACUUGAUCAACUUAAAUAUUUGCAAAUAGCUUUAAAUUAAUCAACCGUCGAAUAAAACCCUCUGGUCAACAAUAAAUUCAACGUUGGUAGUGUUGGCAUAAUCUACUAAUUUGUUCUGCGAGUUUAGUACUCCUACAUCCUACUCCAUGUUACUCAGAAAUACAAUUCUACUUUGAAAUUCACUCUGAGAUCGCCGAGAUACGUGUGAGUGGGAUUAUUAACCGAUAGAAUUGAUAAUAAAUUGGAAAAAAGUAAUUUAGGUAAUGAGCAUACGCUUAACCGUGAACCUGUCCCUUUAAGUAUUUCGCUGAAUAUUAGACUACUUUACAGCCUGUAAAGGUCGGAAUAUGAUUGGGUAUCGCCGUAAAAAUGGUGAAAGCAACAAAACGGCGGGUGGAAAGGCGAAAGAUCCGUGCAAAAGGUAAAAGUAAAGUGUCCUCCCCUAAGUCACGAUCAGUAGCUCGAAAUAUUCAAUAUUUGACGAGCAAAGCCAGGCCAACGGUGUCUUUCUUACCCUCGUUUAAAGGGACUUAAAGCUACACGAAAAAGAAAGAAAUCGAAAAAAGGCUUUGAGGUCUCUCACAGGAUGCCCUUCACCUGAACCAUUUGCGCCAAUCCUUGCUCCUUGUCUGCCUCUUCAAUCACCGAGCGUUUGCCUGCGCAGUUGGCGGAAUUGUCUUUUGCGACAGAGAGUUUUGGCUUCGAAAGCGCGAGAAAAAAUUUCGCCCAGGAACUGCGAAGCCGCGCGGAGAAUAGGGAGGAGACGCUUAGCGGCUAGCACGCGAAUAGCACACGAAGAUUUCGCGCAAAGGAGCUUGCUAUUUUAGGAAGAAUUUCUCUACCGCCACGCAGGUUACACGUGAAUUCGAAGUUGUUAGCCUGUAGUCCGUUUACGGUCUGUAUAUAUGUACGUGAAGGAAUGCAACUUGUUUCGAGAGACUUAAGAUAAUAACCACUUAACAUUUAUGAGUUAUUUUGUAACUUACAAAAGAGUAGAACGUUCACAAGGAUUAAUUUUUUUCUCGAUUUAUAAAGCGCCGUGUCACUGUGACGGCUUCGCCCUGUCUCAAAAAGAGGAAAAAAACCUCUCGCAAACGGGGUCAGAUUCCUGAUAUAAUAACAUUGAAGGAAACAAUAACUUCACUAAAGCAAAAAGGAAAGGAAAACGGUUCAUUUAAUCUUUGAUGUUUUGAAAACGGACUUCCGGAGCCAGGGUAUUUAUCUAUCGGCCUGGCAUUAAUUGAGUCGCAAAAAUGUUAGAUUGUUUUAUUGUCUGAAAUUAUCGAUGAAUUUUAAGAUUGGGUUUGGUAAGUAUACUACUAGCAUGAACCUAGACCGCCACUUUUUACGGAUUUCCGACAUUUGCCUUGGGUUGGCGUGUUUUCCCUUUCAAUAGAGAGGUUAGGCUUCACGUCUACGACAAACGGCAAAAGCCAAUCUGUACCACGUGACCAAGUUUCUCACUUACUUGUUGUUUACUUUUCAUUUUUUCGACACAUAAAUUAGUAGUUUCACGCAAUUUAUUAUCCACGAGAAUUGUUUUGAGCUAUUUUAAUCUGCUCAUUUAAUUUUCUAUUUUAAAAAGUGCUCAACUUGAAUCUGACGUUUGCCGUUAGCCGUAUACGAGAAGCUUAAACUCGGCUGUCUAAUAACAUUUCUUCACCACGACAAAUUACUGUGAAACUCGGAAAAUAAUAACGUCCUUACGUUGCAAAAAAAAGCCCAUUAGUAACAAGAGAAGUUAUUUGUGGUUUUAUAGUCUACUAAUUGUAAUCACGUGACCGUCAAAAUCCUUACACCUGCUGAAUGAACCCUCACUGCGUCUUGGUUUGUAUUUAAUAUUAUGUUUCUUUGGCCGUAUUAUUUGUGUCACCGCAUGAAGAACAAGACCGUCGAAAUACCAAGUUCCCUAAUGUGAUGGGUUUUUGGGGUACAUCAUGAGUUACACAGCAAAAAAAUCAACUCGUAGGCAACUUGGGAUGGGACAAACAGAGAUUCGGGCAAACAUUGAUACAUGGCCUUACAACUUUUGCUCACAAAUUAAGUAUACCACCUUGAACUGUCAUCUUCUCAGUUCAUCAAAAAAGUCCGUUUUCUGCGGAAAAAGUCACUUUACGAUGCUAUAAAUGUGUUACAACAAGUCUAUACGCAUCGUUAAUUUUAUUAAAACUUCCUUUAAAGUAAACAGCAAUGAUAAUAUUAACCAAGCGACAUAAUGGGAUGUGUAUUAACAGAAUAUUUAAAACCUUAUUACGCACAAGAGUCUAUAUGUGCAAUGAAAUGAAGAAAUAAAAUAGGGUAUAUAGGUAUUAAUAACAUUUUAUGCAAGCAAGCAAAAAUAUAACUGUUGAUUACGUACACAUUACUGGUAUAGAAAGCGGGUGAAGCAAUUUCUUUCAUUUUCGGCGAAAAAUAAAUGAAAACUUCUAGUUAUAAAAGUACAGUUUGAGGCCAAACAAACGGUUUGCUUCCGACGAGUAAGAGGAUUGUUUAUGAUUCGUUUCAUCUUAAAAUAGCAGCCAAAAACAACAAGAUUUCUCAAAAACGAACACAAAAUACUAAUAAACAUGACAUUUUAUAUUGACGGUCCUCCUUUUGAAAAGCCAAAAAUUUGACAAAAUUUGUCUUUCAGGAAAAGUUAAACCGAACAAAAACACCGUUGACUGGUCAGAACUUAUUCUAAAACGAAAUACGAAGUUUUCUAACCAAAAAAGCACCACCAAACCGCGGUGCAUGUUACCAUUUCAGAAAGGAAUGGGCGAAAUGAGUGACAAGCAAAAAAAUUACUUCUUACCAGUUUGCAAUUCUGUAAAAAUUAUCAAUGUCCAUUACGUCGCGUUGCAGUUAGAUUUAGCGACACUUUACCCGAGCAAUUUUCCGGUUAACUGUGAAAUUUCUUUCAUUUGGAUAGCCAUAUUGCGAAGGCGAGUAGACGUUUUAAAAACUGUUUACUUCAGUUGCAUAGUGCAUUUGCAUAAAUAUUUCUUCUCAACAUUUGUUAUUUUUGCCGCUUUUGUUUAACUUUUUUCAAUCAAAACGUUGUAAAGAGUUCAACGUAUUAUUCGGUUAGCAAUCUUAUUGAGAGGAAAUACUCCGGGGACGUCUUUGAAGCUGUUCAAACUACUUACAGCACGAGGUUUAUCACUGUAACCAGAAUUUCAGACAUAUCUUCGAGUCGUUUACUCCCUCUGAGAGGAGUAAGCUAGAUCCCUUCAUCCAUGACUACCCUCUGCACAGCGCGCUAUUAAGCGCCGAAUAUAGAACGCGACAACAGACCGGCCUCCUCCUCAGGCGCUUCGUUUUUCGCAAGACCCUCGCAAGGUAUAUGACUGGUGAUGAACUGCAAGGGACCAUGGGAAGGGUACAGAAGGCCCAUUGUCUCCUUCCCGCUUUCCUUUGCGCGCACAUUUUCAUCGAGAGAGAGAGACGUCUGGGUAUGAGGCAGACAACAGACGUGGAGCGUAACUCGUGCUGGAUGCCCAAUGGACAAUAAGGACCAGCUCGACUGACCUCACUGGUUAGAGAGUAAGGAAGGAGAACUUUUACAUGGGGGAAGACAUGAAGACAUAGUCAAUCAGAUGCCGGUGUGUUUGAGAUGAAAAUUCACUGGGUUGGCGCUUGUUCCACUUUGAAGUGAAGAGGUCACCUUUGUUGUCUUUCUUUACUCUAGCUCUAGCACUAACAGCGCGAAAAGAACAGGAAUCCUAUUGCGUUGGCUGAAUUAACUGAAAUUCAAGGGCGCUCACAUAUUUUGCUUGCUCUCCUAACCCUUAAGAGAAAGAGGAACUUCUCAUGAUCUGCUACAUUACUGAAUCAAAGUUACUAAUCACUGUAACCAGAGAACCAGAGAACGACUGGAGAACUGACAAUUUGACUAACAAUAGAUGACUGUCUAACUGUGACAAUAGACGGAUCGAAACGCACCAAUUACUGAUUACGAGUCUUCACAGCCAAUAACAUCACGGCUUAACUGACAGACGACCAAUAACAUCGGAACGCAAUUGACCAAUCAGACCAAUAACCAGAGUAUAAUACCAUCAACUGACGUGGUACAACUCACUUUGAUUCUGAGGAUGACUACCGCACAGGUUGUCGACAACAACAGUCCUAUUCAGGACUACAUUCACCCGGACGAUAAAACUCAACCUACUUUUGAAAUGACUCCUGGGUUCAAACCUUUCACAGUUUUAAAUAAAUGUUGUUACUCAUCAACCGUAGCGUCAAUUAUACACCCCUAACCCCCAAUACCUAAAAUUCACUUGCCAGAGAAGCGAGUAGCUUGAAGGAUAGAAGCCAUAAGCCCAACGGCAAAAUGGAAUCUCUAUAUCCUGCAACUGGAAUAAACAAAACAAACAAGAAAACCAAAACUCGUCUUUGGGUGCUGUUUUUAAACAUUGUUAACCAUUCAAGUUCUCUUUUCACAGCUGGGAGUAUUUCCCGCAUGACCACGCCCGGUCACGUGCUUAUCGGUGGGGAGAGGAUGGUUUACUAGGAAUCACGGACCAUGAGUGUCGGCUGUGUUUUGGUUUGGCUUUGUGGAAUGAAAAAGAUCCCAUUCUGAAAGAAAGACUGUUUGGUUUGACUGGACCUGAAGGUUAGAAUAUCUAGCUAUCCAAUUUAAUAAUAUUUUUUGACCUCGGCAUUGAGUUCAUUUUUGAAUCUUUUGUUUAGACAAUUUCUUUAACCCUUUAAGCCCCAAUAUCCACAUACAAAUUCUCCAAACUGAUCUCAAUACAUUUCCUUAAAGAAUUAGUUGAGAGAAUUUGAUCAAAGUAUUUUCUCUUAGGUGAUCAUUUUAUUAAUUCUCAUAACCUACUCUCUUGACAUUGAAUGGAUAUCGUUAGGAGAAAAUUGAUGUUAGACACUAUUGGGACUUAAAGGGUUAAUUCCGAGAGACUCGGGGGCCACAGAUAUGACCAAAAGGUAGCCACUUAAAAAGUGAACUACAUUUAAACUCGAUUGGAACCGAAAAAAAAAAUCAGCAUUCACUCAUCAAAGAGGACAUAUUCUUACCUUCCACUCUUCACUUCACUGUAGUCCUUGUAAUAUGGAGAAAUUGAAAAUGGCUCAAGGCAGAAAAAUGGGAAGCAAACUCCCCCCAAACAUUAAGUUUUCUUUAAUAGAAGCUGGACAAGAACAAGGGGCAAAGCCAAAAAUCUCCUUGUUAAUUUCUAAGUUUAAGAGAGAGGAGGUGUAAGUUUGGCCUCUUCAGUGGUGCGGGUUCAGGUCACUUUGCUGCUACCUACCUUGUUAUAUAUUUCUCUUAGUAAAGAAGGAAGUUUAACUUUGUAAAGUAGAACGAAAGAUACAGAAAACAACAUUCAAGGCUCCAAAUUUCUAAAAGUAUGUGUAAGGCGUAAAAAGAAGUACUUAGAGUUGCCGUUUCCGUCUGUAUUUUGCUUUCUGUCCAUUUUUCUUGAAAAUAUGAGCAGAGCCAUGUGGCUAGGUCAAACUGCAACCAUAGCUUAGAUUUUAGAGACUUCAGUUUUUCACUGAUCAUCUUACUUAAGUUUAUAAUUAAAUUGUUAUUUUUAAAGGAAACCAUGGUGAAGAUGUGAAGGAAUGCUAUUACUAUCUUGAUUCAACACCAACUCACUCUUACAUGAAAGCCCUGUACAAGUACCCUCAGAAUGAAUAUCCUUAUAGCUGGCUUGUUGAUGAAAAUCGAAGAAGAUCACCUCAAGAUCCUGAAUUUGAGUUGUGUGAUACUGGUAGGGGAAUACUUUUGCACUAUUCGAUUAGGUCAGAAUUUUUUUUAACGAAACCGGCCUUCCUUCAUUCCCCCAAAAUUCCAGUGUUCAAGAUCAAACCUUUCGUUGAUGCUUUGAAACAUUUAGCUUUAGAGAUUCUUUCCGCUUGGAAUUUCCAAUAGACUAAAGGACGUCCAUUGGUAUUUUCCUUGAAUCCCACCUUCAGUGUGGCUUAGUUCUUUCUUCACAGGAAAGGAAAGUCAACCUUUUAGAAAGAUUAUCACCUCCUCUAUCUUUCUUUUACAACUUGAUGUAGCACAAGUAAACGCCACGUCCGGCGCUUCAAUGUAUAACUACACUCUUUCCUGUUUAAUAUUUGCCACACCUGAAUUCUAUACAGAAAAAUAAGCCUAUUACUAGGGUAUCUAAAAGAUAGUAAUGCUGCGGCACACUGGCAUUAGUUAGGCAGUGAGACUUAAAAGAAUCAAAAAUGACAUUGAAUGUCCUAUUUACAUGUUGGAAAGUACUAGAAUAAUUACUAUCAGUCUAUAGAAAGAACUCGUGGGAACGUUGUUUAGAAAAUGAUCAAGUGGUUCUCAACUCUGGUUUUCCCACAGUAAAUUGUAGGAAAUAAUAGAAAUUCAGAUUGUUUAUCCAUAUAUUUAAUAUACGGUGCACGAUAUUUUCCCUGGAAACACAAUACUUUUCUUGCUGUUUGUUGCACUUUAUUAAGUAACAGUUAUUUAGCUAUAUAUUUAUAGAAAACAACAACACAAAAAACGGAAAAAAAGAAAGUAGGCAUAAAUAAUUCGGUAGGACUCGAACCCUGCACCUUCGACUCGACGCCACUACACCUAACCACUAAACCACAGAGGCUGAUUGUGUAAGCUGUUGGAAAAGUCUUUCACUUUAUUCCUUUUCCAUGAAACUUCCGCCGGCAAGAUGAUCGCCGGCCGCAUUAACCCAGCUAUUAACAGUGAAAAAACAAUGUAAACGCAUCUUCCAUGGCAAUGAAUGAAUGAAAGAACAUAAUUAUGCUAUUCAAAACGCCGAUAUACGUCCUCGUCUGCAAAGUAGGACACAAAACAUAUGUUUUGUUAUCUCGAUUUCCGCUGUUAUUUUGAAGCGAAUGGUCAAAAUCACAUCCAUUUUCGGCUCAUACAGUUUCUUAAGAAUAGCAUUGCAUGACAUUUUCUCACUUUCACAUCACCUUCUAGCAAGCUAGAAUUGUAUAUCCCCCGUUUUGCGGAGUCGAAGAGCAAAUGCUCAUCUUCUCGUCAGGUUUAACACCUGGACGAGUCACAGGCUCUUGAAUUGAAAUCCAAUCCCCAAGUUAACCAUCGUACUCAUCUGAAAGACUCCUGCGCGUCUUAAAAUUUGGUAAGACCUCUAACCGUGCUGUAGAAAAUUUGCCACAAAGAAAACUCUAAGUCUGAGCAGCGAACGAUGCACUCUCCCACCCACCGAACUUCCCCGUGUUUUUAUUUGAGUUGUUCAUGGCGCAAUGCACUCUGGUUAAAUGCAAUGCAUUGUGGUAAAAAGUGUAGUUAAAUGCAAUGCAUUGUGGUAAAAAGUGAUGAAUUCGAGAAUUCGUCGCCCCUUAUAUAUUUCCUUUAAAUCCUGAUUAUGUUGCUGCUCGCUCCCUUCGGUCGCUCCGCAGCAACAAUCGUAGAAAGUUAUAAGCCCUCAAUAAUAUAGUAACACUCAAUUAGGGAAUGAGUCAUACCUCCAAAAUGUCAAGUUGUGAAACCAGGGCAAACCCAGAAACUCCGUAACCGACCUGCGUUGUUCCUUCCAUAGUGAUGAAAGUUUACGUGUCAUUUAAUUGACACAUAUAAAUAAAUUUAACUAUCUUGUAGGUGUGUUUAAUAAGAGUCGUUACUGGGAUAUCUGUGCAGAGUAUGCAAAGAAUACGCCAGAUGACAUUCUCAUCCGUAUCACAGUAACAAACCGUGGUCCUGACACUGCACGGCUUCAUGUCUUGCCAACAUUGUGGUUUCGAAACACCUGGAUCUGGGGCUGUAAUCAUGAAGGGUGUACAAAGAAGGCAAGCAUCAUCCAGAAAACUCACGAUACUGUGGAGUGUCGGCAUGAAACUUUAGGAAAGUUUUCAUUUGCUGUUGAUGUUGGACCCGAAAAUGAGACUCCAGAACUGCUGUUUACUGAGAAUGAAACAAACAACGAGGUAGAAAUUUGUUUGUAAUUUUUUCCACUCGAUGCGACUGAAAUACCUAAAUGUUGAUAGGGUUUGUAAGAAAAGAAAAAAAGGUUUGUAAGAUACAAGCAAAUGUGCUCUAUCCUUUCUUGAAUGAAGCUUAACUGAGAUAUUGUUUGAUUCUGUUUUCUUUUUCUGUUGAAAUUCGCAAUCAAACUCAGUGUAGAUAAAAACUUUGUAAUAAAAGAUAAAUUGAUAGAUUCCUGUUGAUUUAGAGCUCUUUUUUGCUGUUUUUUUAAUGCAAUCGUUAUUUGAGUUUAAAUUCACUGUAUUGCUCAUUCGUUUCAUUGAUAUUUUAUCAAUAUUCCAGGAUAUUCUAUUCUAGUUUCUGCGAGCCCCCAUGCGAACAGCACACUAAUCGUUGGGUAUCCUUGGGCACCUUGUGUGUCCUGUUUCGAUUGCAACAACAAGGUGGAAUUCAUUUACGAUGACGUUUGAAACAAAGUAUUUUUUUAAGUGACGUUUCACCGCCGUCGCCCUCACCGUUGUGGUUGUGUUAGCUCCCUAAUAACACCAAUUCCACGGCGGGUACUUAAAAGAUCGACUGAUGUUCUGAGCAUAAAAAAUGAGCGGAGGGAAGAACGACAAAUCCAGUAGGCCAUAAAGAGCUCAUGUAGCCGACGGUUUGCACGCAGAUCACAGCGCGCACAGAGUUUUUCAAGCUAGCACACGCUAUAAAUUUAGUUUAUCCAAAAUAUGUCACAACGAUCGUUUGACCGCGAGGGCGUAAAUGUACACAGCGCACAGAAAAUCUCCCAGGUGUCUCCUUAUCAUUUGCACAUUUAUUAUACAAAACUUAAACAAUUCGUUGCUGGAAGCAUUAUCAAUGUCACAACGAAUCAUUUAGUGACAGAGUCCAUUAAUCUAGCUAGCGCAGGAUUCGUUAAGGCGGCACGCGCAGAGUUCGUUUAUCAAGCACGCAAUCAAAUGAUGAAAAAGAUUGGGGACUGUUAGUGUAAUUCAGAUUGAUACGUGUUUUGUUGUUCAUCUUUAUAGCACCUGUAUGGCGUAGACAACUUUGCAACAUUCACAAAAGAUGCCUUUCAUCGUUAUAUCAUUCAUGGUGAAAAAGAUGCAGUCAAUCCCAAGAAAAAAGGCACCAAAGUGGCUCCUCAUUAUUUACUGGUUGUUCCCCCUGGGGAAGAACGAGUCUUGCAGUGUCGACUCAUGGCUGAGGGAUAUGUUGUUACUGAACCAUUUGCUGAACAAAAUUUCGGAGCUGUAAUUCAGAAGCGACUUGAAGAAGCAAACAAGUUUUACCAAGUUGCCAUACCAUGUAAGCCUUAAAACUGUGCCUUGAUAGAGACUUUUUACUAAAAUCGAUUAAUUAAAUUCUAUAUUCUCGCAAUAAGGAAAAAAUUAAUAUUAUCAAUAUCUAUUACAGAUCGUUCUGGACGAGGACAAUACCUUACGCGCAAAAAAUACAAAUAUAGAGCUUGAAAAAACUGGUUCAACUGCGGUAUUGCUUUUAAUUUAAUUUCGUUUUCUUUGGCGCCAUAAAACAUCACAGUAAUAUAUAGAUUUAGUCAGGGCUAAAAGCGAAGCUCUCGUUUCUAUACUUGUAGUUUACUCAAACAAAAAUAAAAUCGUGCAAUGCUAAGCGGCAAAGGCAAAGAGAAAGGAAAAAGAAACAACAAAAAAGUCAGUAGGUCUAAUAAGCAAAAAAAAACUUAGCAUGUGCAGCACACUUUACUUGUACAUUUAUUUGUCGUUUUCUUGCACUACUACAAAUUGAAACUCUUUAAUUACAAGUUUUAUGUCUUUUGCUCUCACAAAAUUGUUGUUUCUUGUGCCCUGUUCCAUUCGCUUUCUUUUUCACUGCCGCUCAUUUUCACCUUACUCGCCGCUAACAUUUCUCAUUUUCUCACCACCAAAAAACGUGCAACUUUUUUUGCAACAUUGCUGCAAAACGAGUUGAAUAGCGAUGUUGCGCGUUUUUCCACCCACAUCAAACCUGUCUUGAAACAAAUAAGGUUACAAGGUUUGUUUUCGUGUGUGGUAAAACGCGCAACAUCGCUUUACCGUACCUUAAAAUUUUCAGCUUGUGUUUCUAACGAAAUUCAUCUCCUUUGUUUUUCAAAUCUAGCUCUAGCUCUUUCUCUGUUAUCCACGUCAACGGAGACAUUAUUUAAAUAUAGUUGAGUAAAAGACUCGGCCUUGUUGUUGUUGUUUUUUCCUCUCUCUAAACGUCCGGGUGGCCAAGAUGACCAUAACAUGGACGUCUAUCUUCAAGUUUAUCACAGGUUUCAGGCUCCGGACAAAGUAAAAAGGCAUUUCACAUUGUUUACCCUGUGGUGGGCAGACGGGCGGACGGUCACGUGACUACCAAAAUUCUCAGAUGCAUGAAUAACCAAAGUUUCUUACCUAUCCUUCUGCGCACGCUUCGCACGCGAGAGAGCUCCACUAAAAAGCACCUUAAAAAUGGAUCAAAGGGUAAAGGGGCGGAAGGGUGGGAGCUACCUUCCCUUGGGCAGGCUCAGUUGUUACUCUUGUCAUUCUUUUAGCUAAGUUGACUCCAGAGGAAAGCAAGGUGUCUCGUCAGUCCUAUGCCGGCCUACUGUGGAGCAAGCAGUUCUACCAAUACAUAAUUGAAGACUGGCUGACUGGUGACCCGGAGAUGAUUUGUCCACCCACUGACAGGUUCAAUGGUAGGAACUCUGAAGCAGAGUGGAGACAGUUGUUUAACAGAGAUGUUAUAUCCAUGCCAGACAAGUGGGAGAAUCCCUGGGUAGGUUUUACACACUGUUAGGUCUUUCAAUACAUCACCCUUGUCUUGGAAUAUUUAAAGUUAGCUCUGCCCUUUUGCAACCAUUUUCGCAAAUAAAGACUUAACAAACUGAAAAGCAGUCCUGCUUGUUCCCCCAAGUCUGCCAUGCCCUUUUACAAGAAACAUUUUCCUGCUAAACCGUGAGGGCACCAUCUGUCCAAUGUGAUAAACCAGGUUUUUUGGUAUGUCCUCUAUCUUGGGUAAAAAGCGAAUAAGUAUCUAUAAUAAUAAUUCUUGCUUGCUCUUAAUGUUAAUGGCAUCACGUUCCAUAAAACAGUUGCAGCAUAAACAAAGGCACGUUUCCCAAGUGUAGAGGAGUUGACUUUUGGAAAGAACAGAGGAGGUUGUCCCGCGAGCGAAGAGUAUAAUUUAAAACUGGUUUACAACGAUCAGUCCGAUUCUUCAUUUGGACGGAACAGAACGAUAGACCAGAUAGAUCGUUAGUUGUCACUUGGCCGCCGCUAUCGCUGAGUAUCGUGUAUUAAAACUGGCCUUUUCAACAUUACAUUAGUGGCUGACCAUUCCACUUUUGAAACGGAUAGGGGAAGAGCUUAGGUGAUAUAGUUUGAGCAACAAAUUGUUUUCCAAGCCUACUACUUUGAUGGAAUUUGAUUCAUACAGACUGUACCUUUUGGCUCUUAACAAAAGACUAGGGAUACUUUUUUGCAAUGGUUGAAAGUGUAUUGUUUUAAGUACUGAUUAUAAGUAUAUUAACGGGAGCUUCGCUUUUAGGCUUGGAUAAACUCUAUAUUGACUGUAACAAACUUUAUCAUAUUGAUGGCGUUUGCUGUCUGAUGAAAUGUAGCCAGCCAUUAUGGUUUGAUGGCAAAUGGCUGGGCUUUUUGCAUCAAGCGUAUGUCAAUUGCUGUAUGUAAUUAAUGUGGAAAGCUGUCGAGAAAAAGGUGCUAGAAAAAGAAGGACAUAAACGACAUCCUCUAAUAAGCCCGACUGCGUUGCUUUGACUGAUUAGCUACUGAUUGGUAGAAAAUCACGUCCCAAAAUAUACUUCGAGAAGAUGCGAGUUGAAAUACCGUAAAAAUUCCUAAAAUAAGCCCCGGGGCUUAUAUUUUUCAAAGGCCCUUUUUGAGGGGCUUAUCUACGGAGAGAAAUUUGCGUUUCAAAAUCGAUUGGGCUAGCCAAAGGGCUAGCCUUAUAGCUAGAAGUAAAUUUACCAUUUUUGCUUUGUUUUACUUUGUAUGUGAGGGGAAUUUUCCAAGUACAAGCCCCGGAGGGGGGCUUAUAUUUGGAUGGGCAAUUUAACGAAGGGUUUUUUUUCGUUACUGGUUUGGGGGGCUUAUAUUUGGAGGGGCUUAUUUUCGGAAUUUUACGGUAUAACUUUGCUCUUGAAUUGCAAUAUGAUCGAUAACCUCUCUCCAACUGUUUCAGUACGCCACAUGGGACCUAGCCUUCCAUAUGAUUCCCAUGAGCGUUAUAGACCCUCAGUUUGCAAAGGAGCAGUUAAUGCUGUUUCUUCAAGAAACGUACAUGGCGCCUAAUGGCCAGAUGCCAGCUUGUGAGUUUGCCCUGGGUGAUGUGAACCCGCCUCUUCACGCGUUAGCAUGCCUUUUGGUCUAUGAAAUGACAGGACGCCAUGGAGCAAGGGACGACAACUUCCUGAAAACUUGUUUUCAGAAACUACUCAUCAAUUUCACCUGGUAAGGCAGUAGGGUCAACAGCCCUUUUUUUUCUAAAGUUAUUCGGACAAGGUAAGACAAAUUAGUUUCUCGAGACUCUUGUUUCUUGAUUUUAUAAAAAGUCAAAUUACUUCUUUUACGUUUUGUUGUUUCGUUAUUCUAAACAUGAUACUGAUUAGUAAUGAACAUAAAAGAGAAAUAAAAAGUUGAACAAUAGAGCGAAUCCACUUGGUCAUUCUGUUAAGAUAACAAGGCAACACAGAAAACAAACGCUUUUACGUCUGAAUUCGAGUCGCUCUUCAAUUCAUAGGUGGGUGAAUGCAGGUGUUAAAAAUAUAUAUUUGUUGUACUUAAGUCUAUUUUUCAAUUCUUAGGUGGGUGAACCGUAAAGAUCCUUCUGGUAAGAACGUUUUUAGCGGGGGAUUUCUUGGUCUUGAUAACAUUGGUAAGUAAUUGAAAAAUUGUAAUUUUCUGUAAAUUUUUUUUGUAAAUUUGUUUAAAAACUUGUAAAACGAGUGGUAGAGAACAUAGACAGUGGUACAGAGUGUCUGGUGUACUUUCCUGAAUAUUCGAUCAGAAAAUUUGCAGAAUUAUCCCAGAGGUGUUGUUAUAGAAACGAGGUAUAGAGCAGACACUCUGUAAAUACAUUCCCCUUUUCUCUGCUGGUAAACACUGAACAUUAAAUAGCCUUCCUACUGAACCUACUUUUGGAAUUUUAGAGAAGCACUGGCUUAAUUUGAGUUCACUUGGAAUUUUAGAGAAGCACUGGCUUAACUUGAAGCUCUGUCCUUUGUUCUAAGUGACAGAUGGAACCAUUUUCACUCCAAUUUGUGUUAAGCUUACGACAAGACAACCAAUGUUAAUGAUUCUCUCUGUUUUCAUUAUCUACUUAUGUGGCCAUGAGAAUGUCUCGAAAGAACAGGCGAUACACGUCUUUAGGCGGUGUAGAUCUCAGAAGACCCUUCUUCGUCUAACUGGAUUGAAUAAAGGCUGAAAACUAUCCCUUUUUUGGCAGGAAUCUUUGAUCGGUCCCAGAAUUCGCCAUUCAACGAAGUGCUCCUACAGGUGCGUUUGUUCUGUUUUGCUUUAAGAAAUAAAUCAUACUUUAAGACUAAUCAUUCGAUCUUUCUCUAUAUCUUUGCAGGCUGAUGGUACAGCGUGGAUGGCUUUUUAUUGCAUCCUAAUGUUAAAGAUCGCUCUGAUCCUGGCAGAGAAAGACGUUACCUAUCAAGAAUUAGCUUCGAAAUUCUUCGAGCAUUUCACUCAAAUCUCGGAUGCAAUUAACGAAAUGUCCUCCGGUCUGGGCUUAUGGGAUGAGCAAGAUGGCUUUUAUUACGACCAUCUGAGUGCAGGCACUAGCUCCGAGGCACUGCGUGUACGCAGUAUGGUUGGCCUCGUUCCCCUUAUGGCUUGUCUUGUUCUUGAUAAUGAGUACAUAAAAACCCUACCCGUAUUCAAAAAGCGGGUUGAAUGGUUUAUGAAAAAUCGGAAAGACUUAGCUUCUCAGGUUAGUGACCCGGAGUUUAUGAAAAAAAAAUCUCUUACAUGACAUUUACAACAUUUAAUUAAAUUAUAUUAUACGAGUACGACUUUCAAAGCGGUUCGACAACAACUAAAAACAAACAGCUUGCGUCUGACUUCAAAGUUAUCUGCUGAAAGUACGGAUAAAUUUUCAAACGGUUAAGUACAUAUACAAUUUUACAAACCAAAAUGUGCGAGAUAGAUUUACAAGGAACCUGUCCAAGGACUAAAUUUUGAGAUUGAACAGCGCUAUGUUGAAGGAUUUGCCAAUAACUGAUUGUAACCCAAGCGGUCGAGCAGAGACAAUCCUAAACAUUUUGAGGUCCCGAGUCCAUUUUUACCUUUUCCGAUUCACGAAGCCGCGAUAGUGCAUAACUAUUAUUCAAGGAUAAUAGUUUAGGAUGCAUUUCAGAAAACCCAAUUUUCCCAUUUUCCCGGGGAGUAUGCCCCCAGCCCCAGUGCGCUCGUACCCAACGAUUCAGAUUAGACCCCCUCCCCCAAGCUUUCAACCGACCUCGCUGCGUGAUCCAUGUACAUACAACAAUGGCAAACGCUGGGGAUGGCUACAUGACUCUUUUUAAGCAAAUCACAUUUACUUUUUUUGCAGACGAUUGCCGAUUAAUUUUCCCGACUUUUUGUCAUAGGUAUCAUUUAUGAAUACAGGUGGAGAGAGCGACUUCAAUUAUUUACUCGCCAUUCCGACCAAGGACCAGCUAAUCCGUGUGCUAAGUCGUAUGUUAGACGAGGAAGAAUUUCUGUCACCUUAUGGCAUUCGUUCAUUGUCCAAGUUUCACGAGAAGCAUCCAUAUACGAAGGAGGUAAACGGUCAAGUUUACAGCGUACACUAUGUCCCAGGGGAGUCUGACACUCCCAUUUUUGGGGGAAACAGCAACUGGCGUGGACCUAUCUGGGUUUGCAGUAAGUACAGUAUUUAAUGAAACAAAGUUUGAAGAAUCUCAGACUCUUGAUGGGAAUGUUUUUCACUGUCAAAUGACUGUAGACUCGAUCAGGAAUACUAGGUAACAGGCAAGAUCCUUUCGGCACCCAUUCCCACGACCAAUAUUAAGAUUAAUUUUGAAAGAAAGGGAAAUCAAGACUCGAAACCCUCAGAAAAAAUGUCCGACCUCCAGAUGAGAUUGGAACUCACGACAUUUCCAAGUUCUAGUUCGGAUGCUCUGUCAAUGAGCUACUAGAGGCUCUAUACAAAACAGAUGUUUUUUUAUUUCCCACAACAGUUAGAUCGGGAAAGUGUUGUGGGACGAGGCUCUGGUUUUUCCGUCCUUUUCCGAGAACUUCAGAGCAGAAGAAGUUUGUAGAUCUACGCUUACUUUGAAACAAACAUUUGACGCAUCGGGCAAACCGUGGCGUAAAAAAUGGGUGAAAUAUCUUGGAAAAACAAAAAUUCUCAGGAGGGUACACUAACCUUUAAAAACACAUUAUUAAGUUAUCAAUUAUUAAUACAUAUUUUUGUAAGUGGUCAAUCUGUGAACGAAUACAAAUGUGAUAACGGCGUAUUAGCUAGUUUGUAAAAAUAACGAUAACUUAUUAGUUAAGGUGGCUCGACCCAGUAUUUUUGUAGGUACACCUUCCAUCUUCGAAUCUCUAAAACUUAAACAAAUUUAUCUUUAUUGUAAAACCAUUAUAACACAAGUAUUACACAUAGACUAAACUUUAUCAUGACAUUAUUUUUGGGGAGAGCGGAAUAAAUAUCACGUGACAAUGACGUCACAAUAGUUUAAGCUGUAAAUCGAAUUGCAGCUGGCCCUUAUCGGCAUUUUGUUUAGAAAUGCUUGACACCACCUAUACUUUGGGUGCUAGUCUUCUGUUAUGCGAAGUUUCACAAAAAUCUAUAAGAGGAAUUUCGGGAUAUCUUGGAAUUUCUACAAAAAGGGUAUAAAAUAUGCAUGAAAUGAAGACAAAUUUGCUACUUUUUGGAUGUUUCCAAAACGUUUUUACCACUCAUUCGUUUUGUAAAUGACCCUCAUAUACCCUACAACCGGCUAAACGCAGGUAGACUCGCGCGAUUUCGAAAAACACGAAAACAUGUAAAUGAGGGAAAACGCAGUUCUGAGCUCUUUUUGUAAUUUCAAAAGCUACUUUCGCGAAAACAGCGAUUAAACCAAAAUUCUUCGAUAGAUUUUCUUUAAAAAAUUUCAGUGCUACAAUCGAUCAGUGUUCUAUAACUAACCUCCGUGUAAUACAUGUGUUAUAAUGGUUUUGCAAUAAAGAUAAAUUAGUUUAAGUCUAAGCGAUUGAAAGAUGGAAGGUGUACCUACAAAAAUCCUGGGUCGAGCCACCUGAUAUGUUUGUUUCGGAAGAUUUUUUCGCACUUCAAUCUAAUCUAUGGAAAAUUACAAAAGAUUUGCGUGCGCACCUUCUUAAACUUACUGCAGUAUGUUAUCUUUAUCAACGACGUUUUUUUCUGUUAACUUUUAGUGAACUACCUCCUCAUAGGGGGCUUAGAACUCUACGACCAUUUUUACGGUGACAAAUUGACGAUAGAGUGCCCCACACGGUCGGGAAAUCACAUGCGCCUGCGUGAUGUUGCUCUUGAACUGAGCAGGCGCGUGGUGUCUUUGUUUCUGCCCGAUGAGAAUGGACGAAGGCCGUGCCACGGAGAUGAUGAGAGAUACGCCACUGAUCCACACUGGAGCGAUCUGGUAUUGUUUUACGAGUAUUUCCAUCCAGAAACGGGACGAGGGUGUGGUGCUAGGUAA
Porites lobata is the source of this 17354-nucleotide messenger RNA. The record is from the annotation of a GenBank genome assembly. NCBI's taxonomy places the organism in Eukaryota, Metazoa, Cnidaria, Anthozoa, Scleractinia, Poritidae.